CGAAUUGGUUCGUUGAAAGAUCGAUAAGCGCAUCAGGAAUGGAAUAAAUGUCAUAACUAUACUCUAGUAGACGAAAGUUCCUUGCUUUUACCCAGCGGCCCAUGCAGGCUGAACGUUACAUCGAACCUGCGUUGGUGUGGUCACGAGCUGGGCUGCUGUUACUUGGCCGUCGUCCGUUCCUAACGUGGUGUCAGAAGCUGGCUAACACCGUCACUAUGGCGGAAGGUGACCUCCAUAUCCAAGUGGUUUGCGUCGGAGCGUCGGGACUUCAUCCUUUAGCACCAUUCACUUUCACCAGCCCGGCGGAAUGGCCGACUUGGAUUGCAACGAGGACAGUCAGAACGACUUCAGCCAUCACUGCCAAGCCAUCAGAACUUCAAGGCAAGAGAUGCCGCAAACACGUCACAACAGGCAAACAACCACAAUCGCCGGCAUACUUCAAGUCCUCCGACCCCCUUGAAGUUGGGGGAGGACGUGUGGGUUAAGGACGUCAAUUGCCGAGGCAGUAUCCUCAGCCCCGCUCAGUGACCACAGUCAUAUGUGGUGGAAACGCCCAGGGGAACUCUGCAGUGAAACCGUCAGCAUCUAAUCCCCUUCUCAAAAAAACAGUCAACAGAGGAACUGCCAGCCAGUGAACAAAAUCCAGGACCAAGUUUACAGCAGUCUAGGCCUGGUGAGGGUCAACCAGCAUCAUCGCCAGAGCCUCAGCAAGUAGGGCUUCGGCUGAGACGCACACUUUGCGGUCGUGUGAUUGGACUGCCAAGGCGACUGACUUAUAGAUCUUAAGGGGAGAUGUAGUGGGCAAUACUAAGGUAAUGGUGUUUAUCUUAUUGCUCGCCAGAGGACACCAUCAUUUAUGGAGCGCUUAUAGAAGGAGCGGCGCGUGGAAAUAAAAAGGGCUUUCUUUUUUUGGUUGUGGUCACGAGCUGGGCUGCUGUCACUUGGCUGUCGUCCGUUCCGAGCAGUCGCGACCGAUCCACUGCUACUCGUUGGCCAAGCCGCCGAGGAACUCGAACCCCUCUUUGCGACAAAACUCACGCUGCAGGAAGCUUAGCUCCCGGUAGUAGUCAUUCAUAACCUGCAUCUCGGCAGCGUGACUAGAUUUGUUGAUGCACACGCUAGCACUAACGCUGGUGUUGUUAGUGCCGACGUGCACGAUGGCAACGUCAAAAUCGGCAAGCCUGUCAGACCGCGAAAACAAGUUCUCAAUCCUA
This is a messenger RNA of Ixodes scapularis (black-legged tick), 1214 nucleotides long. RefSeq lists its product as uncharacterized. The coding region runs from base 102 to 485 and encodes 127 amino acids. The record is from RefSeq and is a predicted model, not a curated record. NCBI's taxonomy places the organism in Eukaryota, Metazoa, Arthropoda, Arachnida, Ixodida, Ixodidae. The transcript has 3 exons.